Penicillium pulvis is the source of this 1143-nucleotide messenger RNA. RefSeq lists its product as uncharacterized. The transcript is spliced from 8 exons. The record is from RefSeq and is a predicted model, not a curated record. NCBI's taxonomy places the organism in Eukaryota, Fungi, Ascomycota, Eurotiomycetes, Eurotiales, Aspergillaceae. Bases 1 to 1143 code for a protein of 380 amino acids.
AUGGCCAACGAUACAAUUAUCCCGGCUGGGUCUCCGCCUGCAGGUCAAACGUCCAAUUUUAUUAACCCGGACUAUGUUGGUACCAAGUUUUUGGUAGUGAACUGCGUGUUUCUGCCGUUGGCUGUCAUUGCUCUUGGAGUGCGAACAUGGACGCGAUUGUUCGUCGUGCGGAGUUUCCGCGCUGAUGAUUAUUUGAUGGUUGCGGCUCUCAUCCUAUCAUGUGUUAUGACUGGAGUGACAUUGGACAUGCUCAAUUGGGGUCUUGGAAAGCACAUGUGGGAUGUUCCUCUAUCUGAAUUCUCACCACAGUUCAACAAGUUGAACCUCAUCGCCGCCAUUGUCUACUGCGCAGCAACUGGGUUUACCAAAUGCUCCGUUCUCGUGUUCUACCUCCGGAUCUUCCCUAGCCGAAAGUUCCAUAUAGCCGUCUGGACAUUUGUAUUCAUCGCAGCUGGGUACAGUAUCGCUAGUGUACUAGCCAACCUGCUCAGCUGUCACCCAGUCGCCAAAUCAUGGGACUCUACAAUUACAGGCGGAUACUGCAUGAACCGACCUGUGUUUUACUUUGCCAAUGCCGGUUUGGGUAUUUUCACCGAUUUCGCGACGGUCGCUGUUCCGAUACCAUGGAUCCGUCCAUUGCAAAUGCCAAUACGGCAAAAGAUUGCCGUUGCCGCGGUACUCGCAAUGGGAUGUUUUGUUGGAAUUGUUAGCUGCAUUCGCCUUGCCAGCUUAUACAAUCUUCUAGAGAGCACUGAUCUAACAUGGACUACCACCGAUGCACUGAUGUGGUGCACGAUCGAGCUCAACCUUGGAAUCUUCGGUGGCUCCGUCACAGCCAUUCGACCUUUCGUCCGGCGAUACUUUCCCCGUCUCCUCGGUCUAUCCUCUGCUGGUGGAUACUACGGAUCGCAAUCUCGAAAGCAAGCACACCCCUUGAACUCAAUGCCACGAAGCGGACAACCCGACUUUUCGAACCACGGUCAUCAAUACUCCACUACGCUCACCGCAUCUCGAAACGCGGCCGAUAAUGAUAGCGAAGAGCAUAUAUUGUCCUUGAACAACCCCGGCACUCCAAAAGAGAUGGAUGGCAUUAUUCGGACGGUGGAAUUUGACAUAGAGAAUUCGUCCACUGCGGGGCGGUGA